AUUUAGAUAAAAUCAAAAGUAUAAGGAAAAUAUUGAUUUUCAGGAGCAGUCAUUUAAGCGUCGAAAACCAUUAGAAAGGGUGCAAUCUUUUGCUUCUUUAUUGUCACCAGUAAACCAUGUGAAAAAAGUUGGGAAUGCUCUUCAGCGAUCAUUUAGUGCAAUAAAACUAUCUCCAUUGUCACUGAAAUUUUCCACCCCAGAACAUCGAAGAUCUAUGGCAGCUAUAGAAAAUUCUUCCAUGAUAAAUUUGUCUUGCACUGAUCCUAUAAAAAAUACUACUAAAAGAAAUGCUUCAAAUGAUUAUAAUUCCUUCAAACAGUCUUAUUACCAACCACCAAAAAGACGUUUGUCAUGCUUAUGGUUAGAAACACUUUCUCAUGCAACUGCAAAAUUUAUGAAAGAGAAAUUGACAAGACAGGAAUUAUAUCGUCAGGAGGCAAUCUAUGAAUUAUUUCAAGGUGAAAAUGAUAUUUUAGAAGAUUUAACAUUAGUUAAACAAAUUUAUUAUGAUUCACUUCUCUAUCUUGAAAUUUUAAAUCCUGAUGAAUUGCAACAAAUCUUUGGUUCUUUUCAUGAGUUAAUUCCUCUUCAUCAAACAUUGAUUAAAAAUAUGAAGUGUAGUCAACAACAUGAUGGAACUAUUCAGAGCAUUGGUGAAAUAAUGUUAAAUUGGAUACCUAAUCUAAGAGCUUAUGAAACAUACUGUUCAAAUAUGAACAGAGCAAAAGAUGCAUUAGAUGAGAAAAAAAUGAAUGACAAAAGAUUCAGAGAUUUUUUGCAAAGAUGUUUGGAGUCACCAUUUAGUAGAAAACUGGAUUUGUGGAAUUAUUUAGAUAUUCCUAGAAACAGACUAGUAAAAUAUCCUUUGUUACUGCAAAGAAUAUUAAAACAUUCACCAGAAGAUAAUAUAGACAAGUUAUUAUUACCGAAAGCAAUUUCUGAAGUUGAAAAAAUUAUACAAUCAGUAGAUCAGUGUACUGGACAAGCAGAUUGUCAAUUUGUUUUGGAAAAAUUAUAUUUUGUACACACUCAGCAGAAAAACAGUUUUCUAGAAGAAUCUUCAUCAGUUUUAUGUUCUGGUGUUCUCAGAAAUAAUCGAGGGACUAAAUUGCAUGCAUUUUUAUUUGACAAUGGAUUUUUAUUAUCUCAUCAAACUACAAGACAUAAAAAUUUGAAAUAUAAAACAAUGUAUCAAGUUUAUCAAAAUCCAAUUCCUAGACAUCAGCUUGUAGUAACUGACAUCAAAGAUGGGAGUAUAAAAAUAGGAGGAUCAUUUCGCAAUGCUUUUACUUCUAACACUAAUCUGGUAUGUAUUUUGGAGUGUUUAGAACGAAUUAAUUGGAUUUACAUUGAUUCAUAUGGAAAUGCCUUGGAUUUCGCCUACUGUUUUCGAACAGAUUAUUGACAAAAACCAAGGUAUCACUGUAUUUUUCCUCUGUUAUGUAUAACAGAUCCAGGAAAGUAAAAAUAGGAGUCCACGACUUUGUUUUCGAUAUACGAAGGUAUUACACUGAUGACAGUCCUUGCUCUGAUGCAACAAGUGCGCCUAACGGAAAAUAAAUGCAAAAAAUGAACAAAGCAAUCAAUGGCAAUUGCUUUGUUCUUGGAUCAUUUCUCUGUACCUGGCUAGUGCAAGGAUCAUGCCUCCCAUGGCCUGCAGGUGUGAGGAUAUCCUUUUUUUAUGGCAGCAAGUGCAAAGUUCAUCGUCUGUGUCCAUCGGGUACGGUACAAGAAUUGCCUCUUCUGUGCCUCUAAUAGAUGCAGAGAUUGCUUCUUUCAGCUCUGUUUCAGUUCUAUUGCAAUAUGACAGUCACGCAAUGUCCUAGUAUGUUGUACUUAUGUUACAGUAACUAUCUUGUCAAAAAUUAACUUGAUCAAUGUUCAGUUAUAAUAUCUUCUAAUUUCCAAAAUAGACAUUAAAUGUUAUUUGACUUUUCAUUUGGAAUUAUAAUUUAUAGAUUAAUUUUUUUGUAAACACAAA
Molecule: messenger RNA, 1981 nt
Organism: Centruroides sculpturatus (bark scorpion)
Lineage: Eukaryota; Metazoa; Arthropoda; Arachnida; Scorpiones; Buthidae
Product: rho guanine nucleotide exchange factor 3-like
Exons: 11
Coding region: 215-1405 (396 amino acids)
Biological process (GO): positive regulation of Rho protein signal transduction
Molecular function (GO): guanyl-nucleotide exchange factor activity
Source: RefSeq, a predicted model, not a curated record